This is a messenger RNA of Colletotrichum spaethianum, 1140 nucleotides long. RefSeq names its product general negative regulator of transcription subunit 2. The coding region runs from base 1 to 1140 and encodes 379 amino acids. The record is from RefSeq and is a predicted model, not a curated record. Lineage: Eukaryota; Fungi; Ascomycota; Sordariomycetes; Glomerellales; Glomerellaceae. Gene Ontology annotation, biological process: regulation of DNA-templated transcription; nuclear-transcribed mRNA poly(A) tail shortening. The transcript is spliced from 5 exons. Gene Ontology annotation, cellular component: P-body; CCR4-NOT core complex.
AUGUGGUCAUCAACAGCAUCGCGGAAUUUGGGCGGCGGUCCUGUGCCGCGCAACCAGCAGUCGACACCACUCUCGGCACAAAGCACGCAGGAUGAGCUGUUCACUCCUACGUCGGCUCGUCAGGGCGCCUUCCGCUUCGGUAGCCAGAACAGCGGAGGCCCAACUCCCCAGGCGCAAUCCAACCCGGUGGAUGACUUCCCGCCUUUGAACAGGAACGCAAACGGUGAGAUCGGUGGUGAGCGUGGUGCCAACCUGAUGCCUUCUCUGGGCUUCGGUAACCAAGCGACCGGCUCGUCCGCAGCGAUACCUCCUCCCCGAAGUGCAGGCGCAGGUAAUGGUCUGCUCAAUGCGUUAUCUGCGAAUAGUAGACCAGAUGGUCGUUCACCAUCGAUCGCCAGCGCACAGGGUAUGUCAACUCCGCCGUGGUCCGCCCUUGCUCUCACUGACGUGUUUCAAGAUCAACCUAGAACACAAGACGCAUCUAUCGAGAAGAGUGGCGCUCUUCACGAGGAAACACCGGGCGACAGCUCAUCUCAAGCCGCAGAGAGCCGGAAUUCUCUAGGAGCUAUCGGUAACGACUCAGUCACCGGUAAGGCGAAGGAUGAGAAGGACGGCCAGUCCCCUGAGGUUCAGGACCCCCUGGCAGGAAUGGCGCCCAUUGACAAGUUCGGCAUGAAGGGUCUGCGUGUUCUCAUGAACAACUAUCCUAGCUAUGGAGCGCUCAUGCAGGGAAUGGAUCCCAACGAGUUUGGUCUCAACGUUAACUCGUCAGAUCUCAUCUCCACGCAGAUUUACUCCCUCUUUGACGACACGCCGCCGCGCCCCGCUAUCCCCAACCCUAUCGACACGAAAAUCCCGUCGUUCAAUGAGGAGACACUCUUCUGGAUCUUUUACAGCUGCACGCAGGACAUUAAGCAGCACUUGGCUGCAGUUGAGCUGCACAAUCGAAACUGGCGAUGGCACAAGAAGCUGCAUAUCUGGCUGACUAAGGAUGAGCUUAUGAUGCCUACCAGUCUCGGUCCUCACCACGAGCGCGGUUACUACAUCGUCUGGGACACCACCAAUUGGCGUAAGGAGCGGAGAGAGCUCACGCUGCACUAUGGUGAUCUUGAGACGAAUCUGGUACAACCGGCUGCAUAG